CAAUAUUAGUAUUUAUAACAGUAACUAUCAGUUCACUGCGAACUAGUAGUUCAUUCAAGUUCACAAUAUUUUGUUAGUACGGUUUUAACAAGAGGAAGUUGCGGCAUUUAUUUAUUAGCAAUUAAAUUGUAAGCUUCGCAUGCCAGCUUUAAGGAAUCACGAUUAUGACUGCACCGUCAAGUGCCGCCAAGUACAGCAUGGCAAUUGCAUCACUGCGGCGCUCACCAAACGCUCCAUUGAGGAUCAGCCGCUGGCGGCAUUUGUAGCCAAGACGUGUGCCAAUUUUGCAAAUAUUACGGAUUAUCUGGGCCGUUCCGCCGUGCACAUGUGCGCUUCCGUGGCACGCUACAGAAUACUAGAGUGGCUGCUGAACCAUGGCGCCCCCAUUAAUGAGCCGGACUCUGAGUCCGGCAGCAGCCCGCUGCAUCGGGCUCUGUACUACGGCUGCAUUGACUGCGCCGUGCUGCUGCUGCGCUACGGCGCCAGCCUGGAACUGCUGGACGAGGACACGCGCUGUCCGCUGCAGGCAAUAUGCCGGAAAUGUGAUGUGGAUGGCAACGCCGAAUCGCACAAUGAGGCGCUUGUCUGGGGCUCCAAUAAGAACUAUAAUCUGGGCAUUGGCAAUGAGCAGAAUACACUCACACCGCAGGCCUUGGAUUUCUUUCGCAAAUCGAAUCUGUGGCUGGAGCACGUGGCGCUGGGCGCCUAUCACAGUCUGUUCUGCGACAAGCGCGGUCAUCUCUAUGCCGUGGGUCACGGCAAGGGCGGCCGCCUGGGCAUUGGUCAGGAGAACAGUCUGCCGGCGCCCAAACGUGUCAAGCUGCCGCUCAAGCACAACGACGAGCGCAUCAUUUCCCUCAGCGUAUCCCGACAGCAUUCGCUGCUGCUCACCAAUCGAUCGCUGGUCUAUGCCUGCGGCAUCAACGAUACCCAUCAGCUGGGCGUGCGUGACGCCGGCGAGCAUCUGACCACAUUCAAGGAGGUGGUCGCGCUGCGCGACAAGGGCGCCAGCGAUCUGUUGCGGGUGAUUGCCUGCGAUCACCAUUCGAUUGCGUAUAGCAGCCGCUGUAUCUAUGUUUGGGGUGCCAAUCAGGGUCAGCUGGGCAUUAGCUGCAAUACCAGGACAAUUGUGGCGCCCGUAUUGAUGAAGCUGGCGGAUCGCACAGUCAUACGCUUCGUGGAGGCCAACAAUGCGGCCACGGUCGUCUACACCGCGGAGAAGCUCAUACUGCUCUUCUAUGCCGACAAGCCCAGAACCCUAAAGACGCCCAACUAUGAGGAUCUCAAGAGCAUCGCUGUGAUGGGCGGCAAUCUGAAGAACUCCGUCAAAGGCUCCGUUGCGGCGCUCAAGUUGAUGAUGUUGACCGAGACGAAUGUGGUCUUCCUCUGGUACGAGAAUACGCAACAGUUCUACAGAUGCAAUUUUGCGCCCAUACGAUUGCCCGCAAUCAAGCGCAUACUCUACAAGUGCAACCAGGUGCUGGUGCUCUCCAUGGAUGGCUGCGUCUAUCGCGGCAAGUGCAAUCAAUUGGCUUUGCCGUCGGGUGCACAGGAGAAGCCCAAGGCCAACAAGGACAUCUGGCAGAACAACGAUCAGCAUCGCACGGAAAUCUCAAGGGAGCACUAUGUCCGCAUCGAUUUGCAGCGUGUGCCGAACAUCGAUCGCGCCGUGGACAUUGUCUGCGACGAGAGUUUCGCCUCUUUUGCCGUGCUCCAGGAAUCGCAUCUCAAGUACUUUCGCAAGCCCGCACUGCCGCGCCGCGAGCACAACUUCAAGAAGCUCUACCACGACACCAGCGAAGCGGAUGCCGUCCAUGACAUAGUAUUUCAUGUGGAUGGCGAAAACUUUGCGGCGCACAAGUUUAUUGUCUUUAGCCGUGCGCCGGGCCUGCGCGAGCUGGUGCUCUGCUAUCUGGACAAGGAUAUCUACUUAAAUUUCGAGAACCUGACGUGCAAAAUGUUUGAGCUGGUGCUCAAGCACAUUUACACCAACUACUGGCCCACAGAGGAUGAUAUCGACUGCAUGCAACAGAGUCUAGGUCCGAAGAGUCCGGCGCAGCGCAGCCGCGUCUGUGAAAUGUUUCACACGCAUCUGGAGAAAUUUCAGCUACACGAGCUGGCAAAAUAUGUGCAAAGUUACAUUACGGAGCAACAGUUGCCGCUGCGCGUCAAGCAGCGUUUUGGUCGUCUGCAGCGCUCCCAUCAUCCGGAGCUCUACGACAUACGCAUCGUUUGCGAGGAUGGGCAAGUGCUGGAGGCGCACAAGUGCGUUCUGGUGGCGCGUCUGGAGUAUUUUGAGAUGAUGUUUAUGCACUCGUGGGCGGAGCGUAGCACGGUCAACUUUGAUAGCGUGCCCGUUGAGUAUAUGGAGCCCGUGCUGGACUAUCUGUAUAGCCUGGACACUGAGGCAUUUUGCCGGCAAGACUAUACGGAAACGUUUCUAUACAAUAUGAUAACGCUGUGCGAUCAAUACUUUAUUGAAUCGCUGCAGAACGUCUGCGAAUCCCUGAUUCUGGACAAGAUCAGCAUACGCAAGUGCGGCGAGAUGCUCGACUUUGCGGCCAUGUAUAAUUGCAAACUGCUGCAGCAGGGUUGCAUGGAUUUCAUCUGCCAGAAUCUGGCCCGGGUGCUCUGCUACCGGAGCAUCGAGCAGUGCGAAUCGAGCACCUUGCAGCGCCUCAACGAGCACUACCGCAAGAUGUUUCAGACGGUCUACGAAUAUCGCCAGAUAACGCCCUUCUCCGAGGCCAUUGAGGAUGAGCUGCUGCUCAGCUUUGUGGACGGCAGCGAAGUUGAUUUGGAUUAUCGAAUGGAUGCGGAUGCCAAGCUGAAGGAGGUUGCCAAGCACAAGCAGAAGGAGCUGCACAACAAGCAGGAUGCGCGGCACUAUGAGCAGCAGGCCAUAUCCCGAAUGCUGCGUACGCUGAGCAUAAGUGCAUCCGAUGCCGAAGCAUCGCCGAAAACAGCAGCUGCAGCUGCUGCAGCUGAGACCGCCAACUGGUCGCGCGUUGUGGACAAAAAGGAGCAGAAACGCAAACUGGCCGAGACGGCGCUGAAAGUCAACAAUGUGCUCAAGCAGGAGGAGCAGCCCUCGCCGGACUUGGUCGCAAUAUCGCCACGUGCUCCGCCAGUAAAGGAAUCAACGCCCCCGCUGCCAGCCGUCAGUCCCACGGAGUGCAGCACGCCAUUGAGCAAAAGCUAUAAUCUGGAUCUGAGCACGCUGUUGCCACAAGCCCAAAAGCUGUCCCAGAAACAGCGCAAGCGUCUAUCCUCUGAAUCGCAGCAGCAGCAGAGCUGGCGCGCCCAAAGCUCAGUUCAGCCGCUGGAGCCGAGCACGCCCGUCGCCGUGCCGAAUGCGUGGGGCGUAACCGGCACAUCGCCCCCAGCAUAUGGCGAGCCCUUUAGCUCACCAACAGCUGCGACGGGCAGCAGCUCGGAUCCCACCUCCUUUGCCAAUAUGAUGCGUGGAUCAGAGCCGGGCAACAGUUUCUCCCAGAUCGUGGCCGAUGAGCGUCGCCAACGAGAGAGCUACGAGCGCAUGCGCAACAAAUCUCUGGUCCAUACCCAAAUCGAGGAGACGGCCAUUGCCGAGCUGCGCGAAUUCUAUAAUGUUGACAACAUUGAGGACGAGACAAUUACCAUAGAGCGCAAGUCCAGGCCCAGCACCAUUAACUUUUCCACCUGGCUGAGGCAUUGAGCUGACAAUUUCUUUGCC
Messenger RNA from Drosophila novamexicana, 3715 nucleotides. Its product is annotated as inhibitor of Bruton tyrosine kinase. The transcript has 8 exons. Bases 140 to 3697 code for a protein of 1185 amino acids. Gene Ontology annotation, molecular function: protein binding. The record is from RefSeq and is a predicted model, not a curated record. NCBI's taxonomy places the organism in Eukaryota, Metazoa, Arthropoda, Insecta, Diptera, Drosophilidae.